This is a messenger RNA of Clarias gariepinus (North African catfish), 1360 nucleotides long. RefSeq names its product androgen-induced 1 (H. sapiens) (gene aig1). The record is from RefSeq and is a predicted model, not a curated record. Gene Ontology annotation, cellular component: membrane; endomembrane system. The coding region runs from base 7 to 720 and encodes 237 amino acids. The transcript has 6 exons. NCBI's taxonomy places the organism in Eukaryota, Metazoa, Chordata, Actinopteri, Siluriformes, Clariidae.
AACAACAUGGCGCUUAUCCCUUCCCAAAUCCUGAGAGUAGCUAUCCUGCUGUCGUAUUUCUCCAUCAUUUGCAAUUACAAAGCCAUAGACAUGCCCGCGCACCAGACCUACGGCGGGAGCUGGAAGUUUCUCACCUUCAUAGAUCUGGUCAUUCAAGCUGUGUUCUUUGGAGUGUGCGUCCUGACAGACCUCUCUAGCCUCUUGAUGAAGGGCACAGCAAGCAUGGAGCAAGAGAGACAACUCCGGAAGCUGAUUGGUUUGCGGGAUUGGAUGAUGGCUGUGCUAGCUUUCCCUGUGGGAGUAUUUGUAGUCACCAUGUUCUGGAUCCUGUACCUCUAUGACCGAGAUCUGGUGUACCCAAGACUCCUGGAUAAUUUCAUCCCUCAGUGGCUGAACCAUGGAAUGCAUACGACAGUGCUUCCUUUCAUCCUGAUUGAGAUGAGAACCACCCGUCAUUUCUAUCCCAGCAGGCUGUGUGGACUCCUGGCCGUGUGCAGCUUCUGUGUGGGAUAUGUGCUUUGGAUGUGUUGGGUGUACAACGUGACCGGAGUCUGGGUGUACCCAUUCUUAGAGCACAUUGACACGCUGGCCAGAGCCGUCUUCUUUAUCCUUCUCACAGGUCUCACUAGCGUGUACUACAUCAUGGGUGAGAUCCUCAACAACUACAUCUGGGAUUCUUCAAGGAGUGCUUUAGUGUCAAAUAAGGAUAAAAGUGAGUGAACCACCUGAGGAAGAGAGACUUCAGCUGUGCUGCAGCUCUUAAUGUUUGGACAGUGAGUCUGGACUGAGCAGUAAAUUUGAAGCUUUGGGUCCUUCUCGUUAAUCAACACAUGUACUGAUGUUGUUGAGAAUCCCUAAACACCUUGUUGAUUUUAGUCUAGCUCCUGAUUUUUACUUUUCUCACUUUGAUGAAAGCACAGCAUUUUGAGAAAACUUUGGUUUAUUAGAUUUAAAAGAUUAAGAUAUUAAUCAUAUUAAUCUGAGGAAAUGUGUCCGUUUACAGACACAAAUCAAGUAUUUGUACAACCUUAUUUUGUGUUAUAAACUUCAUAGCUUAGAUGCAGCCUUAAAGGAUACAAGAGGAUAUGAAUCCAUAUAGAUCCACCAUGACCAAGAACAAAAAAGUGCUUAUACAAGAUGAAUGGGUUACUAGAUGUAUACAGUUUGUACUGGUUAUGUAUAUGCAUGUAAUGCAUCAUAUUUGAUGCACAAGGUUCUGAAAUGUAAACACAGACCAGGCUGAAAAAAUGAGCUGAACUACAGAAUUCAGGUAAAGCAGAAAUAAACACAGUCCCAAAAUUACAGAUCUAAAAGAACAACAAAAGCAGCAGGGUAAUCCCAAAGAAGAGUAAACAAAAAC